Messenger RNA from Monoraphidium neglectum, 1458 nucleotides. RefSeq names its product Cyclin-B1-1. Gene Ontology annotation, biological process: mitotic cell cycle phase transition; regulation of cyclin-dependent protein serine/threonine kinase activity. The record is from RefSeq and is a predicted model, not a curated record. The transcript is spliced from 3 exons. Gene Ontology annotation, cellular component: centrosome; cytoplasm; cyclin-dependent protein kinase holoenzyme complex. Gene Ontology annotation, molecular function: cyclin-dependent protein serine/threonine kinase regulator activity. NCBI's taxonomy places the organism in Eukaryota, Viridiplantae, Chlorophyta, Chlorophyceae, Sphaeropleales, Selenastraceae. The coding region runs from base 1 to 1458 and encodes 485 amino acids.
AUGUCAUCACUGGUUCAGCCUGCUGGAGCCGCCUGUGUGGGGCUGACCGGGGCCACUGACAGCAUGCGGGCCGGUGGCUUGCUCGAGCUGCACUACCUGACCAAGCGCUUGAGACAGGCACUCAUGUCGUUCUCGCUGUCGCAGCCUGCACAGCCUUCCAAGCAGCAGCCGGUGGCGCCACGCAGCGACUGCCAGCAACCGUCGUCCCAGUCCAAGCGCCACCAGGACGGCGCAGUGCGAGCGGCACCUUGCGUCGACGACCUUUGGAAUGGCACUGGAUACGACCCUGCUUAUCUGGAGCACUGCUAUGAGGAUGAACCCAAAGGCGCCGCGGACUGGCGCUACCUCGAUCUGGUGCAGCCCGACCUCGACGCACACGCACGCCUCAUCCUCGUCGAUUGGCUCGUCGACGUCUGCGAAGAAUUCAACCUCGGCCAGGGCACCCUGUUCCUGACCGUCAACCUCGUGGAUCGCUACCUGUCGCGCGCCGCAACCUUCAGGCAGGAGCUGCAGCUGCUCGGCGUCGCCGCGCUGUGGCUGGCGUCCAAAUUUGCCGAGGCCUACCCACCUGUGCUGGCCGACUUUCUGGACACGGCGCGGCACGCGUACUCUGCGCCGCAGGUCGUGGCGAUGGAGCGCCUGCUGCUAGGCGAGCUGGGUUUCACGCUCAUGGUGCCGACCGCGCACACGUUCCUGGGCCUGUUCAUGCCGGCCGCCGCGGCCAACGCCGCAGACGCCGACGCGUUCUGCUCAGCGGCGAUCGACGGCGGCGGCGGCAGCACAGCCUGGGACAGUGAUAUCAGUGGCAAUAAGUACAGCUCAGGCAGCAGCAAUUUCGCAGUGUCUCCAGUCUUUGACAGCAGCAGCAGCGGCAGCAGCAGCUGCAAUGGGAGCGGCAGCAGCACCGGGAGCGGCAGCAGCGGUGCAAGCAGCGCUCGCUUCCACGCAAGUGAUGAGUACCUGCCGGCCGCUGACGCGCCAACCGGCCCGCGUGCGGCGCCGCGCUACCCCUACGCAACCGGCAGCCCCUGCCCUGUGCCUGCAGGCCGCAGCUUGCACGCCGCUCCUGCGCCGGCCGUGGCGGCGGCUGCGCUGGGCGAGUACCCGCGGCGCGUGGCCCACCUAGCCGAGUACCUGGCCGAACUCUCGCUGCUGACGCCAGAGUGCAUCCAGUUCCCGCCUUCCCUUGUCGCAGCCGCCGCCCUCAACCUCGCCUGCAGCCUCCUCGACGCGCCGCCAGGAACGCGCGCGCGGCUCGCGCCCGCUGCGGAGGCCGCCGCGGCGCGCGAGGGGGCGGGUGGGGAGGAGCGGCUGCGGGCGUGCGUGGGGGAGCUGCAAAGGAUGUUCCGCUAUGCGUCGCGCGCGCCGCUGCCGCCGUCGGUCAAGGCCAAGUACUGCUCCGCACGGCGUGGCCGCGUGGCAACAGUCCCGCUGCCAGCCUGGGCAGCUGAUGAUUAG